Messenger RNA from Chenopodium quinoa (quinoa), 726 nucleotides. RefSeq names its product 30 kDa salivary gland allergen Aed a 3-like. The transcript has 2 exons. The record is from RefSeq and is a predicted model, not a curated record. NCBI's taxonomy places the organism in Eukaryota, Viridiplantae, Streptophyta, Magnoliopsida, Caryophyllales, Amaranthaceae. Bases 1 to 726 code for a protein of 241 amino acids.
AUGGCUAACAACAGGGAAGUGAGUGAGUUGAAAGCGCAAUUUGAAGUGUUGUACGCUAAAGUGGCUGAAAUUAGAGCACAGGAGAAGAUUAAGAGAGAAGAAUUGGCUAAUAUCAGAGCGGCACAUACGACAAAGCUACAAGAAGCAAGGGUUUUGUCGGCCCAGUUGCAGCGGCUUUGGGAGCAGCGAAUUGGAGAGCUUUAUGGGCAAGUUGAUGAAAUUCGUAGAAGGGCUUGGGCAGGUUAUGGCGGAAUUGGGGCGACCGUUGAAAAUGUGCAACCUGUUGAGAGGAUUAUUGAAGAGGAUCGGGGUAGUGCUGUGGCUAGGAAUGUUGGUGUUCGAGGAGGUCAUGUAGAACAAAGGGAUGAUGGUGGUGUUGAAGGAGGUCCUGUAGAACAGAAUGAGGUUGGCGGUGUUGAUGCUGAGAUGGAGGAAUUAAAUGAAGAGGGGGAGGAUGUAGAAGAGGGGAAUGCUGAUGAUGAGGAUGAUGAAGAUGCUGAAGAUGAAGAUGGUGAAAAUGGGGAUGAGGACGGGGGUAAAGCCGAUGAAAAUGGUUUUGAGGAGGAGGUUGAAGAUGAUGCUGAAGAUGAUGAUGGAGGGCAUUGGUCUUCUGGCUCUGAUGGUGGAGAUGAGUUUAUGGGUUACGAUGACAAUCACGGGUCAGAGUCUUCAACUAAUUCAGAUGCUUACCGGCGCACUCCAAGGAACUUUGAUCGCAUUUGUUAG